Aspergillus caelatus is the source of this 1002-nucleotide messenger RNA. RefSeq lists its product as uncharacterized. NCBI's taxonomy places the organism in Eukaryota, Fungi, Ascomycota, Eurotiomycetes, Eurotiales, Aspergillaceae. The transcript is spliced from 3 exons. Bases 1 to 1002 code for a protein of 333 amino acids. The record is from RefSeq and is a predicted model, not a curated record.
AUGCGAGUUCUAAUUUCUAAAGAAGAAAUUCCCUACACUGACUGGCAUCUACCAAGCAUCUACCUGGUUUUACAGAUGAGUUACUCUCACAAGAAUCUCAUUGGGUUCGGCCAAGCUUGCGGUGUACCAGAUCGUCGAUUUGCAAGAUGCAGGAAUAGCAGCCUCAACUCCGUGGAGAAAUAUAUUAUAGCAGUAUUUGUCGCCAUCGCCUGGUACAAUGCGGCUGAGCUAGUCGUCUUCUGUCUAUCGACGUUUAAGUUCUACCGGGGAUGGUACUUCUGGAGCCUGUUAAUCGCGUCGCUCAGUCUCUUCCCAAUAUGCCUGGGCUACAUAUUCUACAUUUUUUAUCCCGGGAUAACCUAUUAUCUCUCGAUCUCACUGAUCAUUGUGAGCUGGUCCUGUAUGGUAACAGGCCAUUCCCUCAUUCUAUGGUCACGAUUACACCUUAUCAUACGGUCGCCCAGAGUGCUCCACCUGACGCUUGCAAUGAUUAUCAUUGACGCAAUCAUAUUGCAUGCCUCCACGGCAGUCCUCCUGUACGGGAGCCACUCGAAUAAUGCAGUCAUGGCAAGUCGAUGUGCGAGAGGGUAUAAUAUCAUGGAGCGCGUUCAGCUGGUCAUCUUCUGCGUCCAAGAAUUGUUGAUCUCUGGCAUAUACCUGUGGGAAACGGCAAAGAUGCUGCGCUUGCAUCCCGGCCCACUUCACUAUAAAAUUCUUAGUCAAUUCUUGGUUAUCAAUAUCUUCAUCAUAAUACUCGACGUGGCUGUGGUCGGGAUUCAAUUCGCAGGGUACUAUGCGCUUCAAGUGACCUUCAAACCGGUGGCAUACAGCCUGAAGUUCAAACUGGAAUACGCUAUUUUGGGUCGUUUGAUAGCACUGGCCACGAGUCCAUCCAAUUCCGAGCCAUUCCCGUCUAGUUCAUCACAUCCCAUCCCUUGCCGCAUUUCAAGGCAGCCAUCAUUAGAAUUGACUCAUACAGUUUAUAUAGUUCCAUCAAUAUGA